This is a messenger RNA of Chelmon rostratus (copperband butterflyfish), 1695 nucleotides long. It is a transcript of the gene cldn7b, whose product is annotated as claudin 7b. Gene Ontology annotation, molecular function: structural molecule activity. The transcript is spliced from 4 exons. The coding region runs from base 232 to 855 and encodes 207 amino acids. The record is from RefSeq and is a predicted model, not a curated record. Lineage: Eukaryota; Metazoa; Chordata; Actinopteri; Chaetodontiformes; Chaetodontidae. Gene Ontology annotation, biological process: cell adhesion; bicellular tight junction assembly. Gene Ontology annotation, cellular component: bicellular tight junction; plasma membrane.
CAGCAGAGCAACAGGUGCGCGAAGAAUCACCGCAGAGACACCUGAGAAAGUGUAUUAUCACCGCUGUCUGCGAACUGACUUUCAGCAAACUAACCAAUACGCAGAUUGUUAAUAACAGAGGAGCUCAUUCCGGCAGAAGUAAAGCAAACUUCGGAUUUGUACCUUUUAUAGCAGGUGGACGUCGUCUUUGUUGAUUCGUCGAAGAAGAAGAAGAAGAAGAAGUGAGUGGAAAUGGCCAACUCAGGUCUGCAGAUUUUGGGAUUCGCCCUGACCCUUCUGGGCGUCAUUGGAUUGGUAGUUGGCACAAUUAUGCCCCAGUGGAAGAUGUCCGCGUAUGUCGGGGACAACAUCAUCACCGCGGUGGCCAUGUACGAAGGACUGUGGAUGUCCUGUGCGUUUCAGAGCACAGGCCAGAUCCAGUGCAAAGUCUACGACUCCAUCCUGCAGCUCAACAGUGCCCUCCAGGCAACCCGUGCUCUCAUGAUCAUUAGCAUCAUCGUGACGGUGUGCGGCCUGGGCGCAGCCUGCAUGGGGAUGAAGUGCACCAACUGCGGAGGAGAUGACAAAACACGCAAGUCCCGCAUUGCCAUGACUGGAGGCAUCAUCAUCCUGAUUGGAGCUUUGAGUGCCAUCGUUGCCUGCGCUUGGUAUACUCACGACAUCAUCCAAGCCUUCUACAACCCCUUCACUCCUGUCAAUACCAAGUAUGAGUUUGGUUCCGCCAUCUUCAUCGCCUGGGCCGGAGCAUUCCUGGCUUUAGUAGGAGGCGGCAUGCUGUCAGCAUCCUGCCCAAGAGGGAAACCUACACCGAAGUAUCCCAUCUCCAGACCCCCCAGCAGCAAGGAAUACGUCUGAACAGGACAGGACAGUGUUAGAGGCUGAAGGAACACUUUGACAUGUAGUCCAACUCAGAGAUUGAAAAGAUGUAUCCCAGGAGUACCUGUUUUUUUUUAUUUUAGCGUCUUCAGGGCUACCCUGUGAUGUUACUGUAAUAAUAUUUUAACAAAUGCAUUAAAGUUUUAAAUAAUGGCUGUUUACUUCUUGAAGAGCUCAUUGGCCGUGCCCUCUUUGGAACUACAGUCACUGCUUAGUGAUUUGUAUACCAUUCACUUAGUUGACAUCUGUAAAGCACUAAGUUAAGAUUAAGGUGAAACACUCGUCAUAUUAUACAACUUGGUAUGUAGAGGAUAUUUUUCGCAUGCUGGAGUGUACAGUGUGUUUGGGAAAACUUUGAAUGCACUGAAUAGAAAUCAGAUAUUGCAAUGGACAAAUGUUGCACCAUUUGUUACAAUGUAGGCUGCAUCCAUAUAGGUUUAAACAUCUGGCACCUGAGAAGCAAUUUGCUACCAUUAUUUCCAUGUAUUUGUACCUUAUUUAUAUGACUGUGACAUCGUUGUAGACUAUUUGUUUAAAUCAAGUGCCAGAGUGAAAUUGCAAGUAUAUGAAUGACAGUUAACUGAUUCCUUUAACUCACAUUGCCAAUGUUCUGGCUGACAUACGUACAGCAGCAGAUGUUGUGAGCUGUAUGGGGCUUAAUUCUGUGAUCGCAGUUUGUGUGAAUGGGCUUGGCUUAUUGCUCCUGUUUUUUAAAUUCUCAAUGGCUGUUGCUGCACUCAUCAAAUUUUCAGUUUUUUAAAAUGUUUUAAAUUGUGAUUUUGUGUUUGUACAUAAAAUAAAAGUGAAAAAUGUACCGUU